Penaeus vannamei (Pacific white shrimp) is the source of this 1827-nucleotide messenger RNA. Lineage: Eukaryota; Metazoa; Arthropoda; Malacostraca; Decapoda; Penaeidae. The record is from RefSeq and is a predicted model, not a curated record.
GGUAGUGAGUCAGUGUGAAUGUGAACGUGGUGCUGAACGGAGGCCCAGUGCUCGCGCUGCUGUCCCACCACCUGCCAGCCAGCCACACACACCACUCGCGUCUCGGGGAUUCGCGCCCGAGGACCGUCACCCGGGAUUUACACUUGCUUUGUGACGGCCACUUCUCUCGCGUGUGUUGCUAGGACUCUGUCCACGUUUGACGGCGUCCUCGUGUUUUACUCGUUACUUUCCUUCUCUCGCACAUAUCGGAAAAAGAUUAAGAGGGAAAGAAGGAAGACUUUGGCGUAGUGAAGAUCUCUCAGGGAUAAUCUCCCUUCCCUUCCAGCGAAGUGAUUGUUUUGCCUCGACGUCUCUGGUCUUUCCCCCAGGGUUUGUUGAGAGAGAAAAAUAGUAAUUAUCAGAAAGGGAAAGAGUGUUCUUUGAAGUGCAUUGCGGUGGUCCUUCCGAUUCGGUGGUCGUUGUCGCGAAUCGCCACCAUGGCCAGUUGUAUUUGAGGCUGUGGUCGAGCCCUCGCCACACUACACUCACUUGUUGCUAGCAGACAAGUGCCGAGUGCCACUGCCUCCUGUGCAGUGACACCGCGAGUGCCAAUCGAGUGCCCCCUCCUCAGUUGCUGCCCCCACCGCCAUGGUGCUGCAGAACCCCCGUCUCGCCUCCUCCGAGAUCCUGGAGUAUGAUGAGGCACCUCUUGACCUCAGCGUCUCCAACCGGACCCGCUGUCCUUCCCCGCCGAGGAGUCCCUACUUCUACCGCGAGUCCAUGAGUCCAGACUACCAGGACUACCAAGAUCGGGACUACCAGGAUCGGGACUAUCAGGACCGGGACUACCAGGACUACCAAGAUCGGGACUACCAGGACCGGGACUUCCAAGACCGGGACUAUCAGGACAGGGACUACCAGGAUCGUGAUACCAGUAGCCCCCAUGACUCCGACGACUCCGAUAGUCAGCGGCUGCCUCACCCGAAUCCUGCCAAGGCCUACAAGAAGGCUAUGAUGAGACGCUACCUUGACACCGAUGGAGGUCGUGUGGUCGGCCCCCACCAUGCGGACACGCUGCACCACCACCACCACCACACCCACCACCAUCACCACCACCAACACCACCUCAACAACAGCGUGGCCAGGUCCAGGGAGCAGCUCCUGCAGGACCUCCUCUCCUCGGGCCAGCAGAUGCCGCCGCACCUCCAGAGCUCAAGUAACAACAACAACAGUAGUAUGUACAGCCCCGGCGCCACCUACCCGCCCCCUCACCCGGCCGCCCACACCGGACAUCGGACGGCUUACUCAGCCUCUCAGCCAAACACUUCCGUAGGAGGGUCCCUUCCCCCUUCGCCAGCGGACUCAGGCGUAUCUGACGUGGACUCUUCCAGCGGACACACCAGUAAUGACGAGUCCAAAACCAGACUACACCUCACAGUGUGCGGCUCCCGACCCCGGACUCCCCGUCGUCGGGCGCCGAGGCAGGAGGAGGCGGCCUGCCGUCCUUCCACCCGACCUACUCUCCACAACAACUCCACAUUCGGUCCACGUCACAGCCGCCUCACACCCCCAACCCCUUCCCCAGGCCUCAAGGUACGAGUCGUCACCUCCAGCAGGAGCGACAGCCAGCGCGGCGGCGUAGAAACAAGAUUCCCAGGCGCGAGGGUGCAGGUUCGCAAAAUGGACCUGUUCCUCUAUGUACCUGUUCUUCUGGGGCCGCUUGAGCUUCGCGAAUCGAGGGACCACAAGCGGGACGUUUCCCAAGCAAUAGCCAAUACGUGCAGAUGGUUCCCCGUGACAGAAGCUUACUCCGACCGAGGGCAUCACCGCGGAGGAUCGGGGGAAUAG